Trypanosoma conorhini is the source of this 1872-nucleotide messenger RNA. RefSeq lists its product as uncharacterized. The record is from RefSeq and is a predicted model, not a curated record. The transcript has a single exon. Bases 1 to 1872 code for a protein of 623 amino acids. Lineage: Eukaryota; Euglenozoa; Kinetoplastea; Trypanosomatida; Trypanosomatidae.
AUGACAUCGGUGGUUGUUUACACGCGUGCCCCCCGCAGCACGAGUCCGCACCCGUGCACGGCCCCCAACGACGACAACAGGGAGACCUCCGGGAGCAGCACGCUGCCGCCGCCGUCGACCGGCGCCGCCGCCCCCCGCGGGUCCGGCUUUGGGCAGAACGGCGACCGCGGGGGCGGCGCGAAGGUGGAGGAGGGACGUGCGGUGCGCCUCGCGGCCGCCAGUAGAAGCGCACCGGCGGCGGGGGCCUGGAGCCGCGGCAGCUCAAAGAACCGGAGCGAGGAGAGCGUCAACCGCCCGCCCGCGCGGCUGGACGCCAGCUACGAGGAGAUCUACACGGAGGAGGAUCAGUACGCCCGUCCCGUGUCCAACGGCGGCAGCCGCCGGCGCUGGAAUAGCUACGACGAGGACGUGUUCUACGACGAAGAGUACAUCUCCGAGGAGGACGAGGAGGACGAGGAGGACGAGGACGAGGAUGUUCCGCGGAUUGCCAUCAUUGGCGGGCCCAACAACAAACGGUUUGUCCGCGACAUCCUCUACGGCACGGCCAGGGCUAGUGAGCCGUCGCUGGCGCCACCGAACGGGCGUCACAGAGAAGAGCAACAUUCGCGCGAUUCUGCAGACGCGUGGAGCCGCAACUUUUCAUUCCCGGACGCUGAGCAUGACGCACUGGGGUCGCGACGGGCCGACGGCUCAGAGCGGCGGGGGGGCAGCUUAUUGAAAAAGACGGUACGGACACGGCAGGAGGGGCAUCCUCGGCACGUGCAGCCAAACUCUCCCUCCUCGUCCGAGGAGUUGCCGGAUGGUCCUGCGAAGGUGUUGCGGCUUUCCCCGCUGCGCCAGAGGUCCCCGCUCGCGCACGAGACCGCGCAGGCGCGUGCCGUCGUGGCGGCGCGCAACUCUCACGCGGCGGAGCCGUUUGCAACGCGGACGGACUGGACUCCGGCACGCGGAGAAUUCGACUCCGACGAGGCGGGCGGCGGCGCCCUCGUGCCGCCGCAGCAGCCCCCCUGCCGCUCUGAGCCGGCGGCGGCGCGGAGCGGCGGGGACGCCGAAGUGGCCUCCGUCCUCUUCCCCGAGGAGAAGCCCCAGCAGGAUGAGGAAGCACGCGCGCCGCUGGCGCUGAAGAAAAAGCUCAGGCGCCGCAGGGAGGAAGCGGAGGGGCGGGCGGCGGAGGACGACGGCAAGCUGCGGCGUUCCCCGUCGCCCUCCUCCGGCUCCGAAGCGAAGGCGAAGAAAAAGAAGCGGAGGCUGCGCAGGGCAAGAAGCGGCAGCAGCGGUCACAACCACAACAACGACGAUGACGACAAACCGCGAGGCAUAAGCAAGAGGAAAGUCAAGAAGGAACACGGCAGUGGCGAGAAGGCGGCGCCGGUGGAGGGCGAAACUGAUGCCGCGCAACCGGCAACGCAGGCUGUGCCUGUAUUUACGGCGGAGCAGGUCGUGCCAGCGAAGCCCAAUAAACCAAAGGUGUACUGCAACACCUUGUUCAGCAGGAGACGGCAGAGUAAGCAGCAGAAGGAACGGGAGGCGGCGCGCGCUGCAGCGAAGCAGGCGGCGGCGGUGGCGGUGAAGCCGACAACUGAAGCGAAGAAGGGAGACGAUGAGGCAAAGCCCCCCGCGAUAGAGAAGCGGCAGCAUGCGACGCAGACACCGACGCCCCCGCCGCGUCGGCACAGACACCACAAAAGAAGGCUUUCGUCAUCGUCUGACACGUCAGACGAGGCCAGUGCGCCGCGUGGUCGUACUGCAGCCGCAGCGGCCGUGCCGCGCUCUCGCUCGCUUGAGCACCAUCGUCGCGGCGAGAAGAGUAAGUCCCCUGUGCGGCGUGGGAGGGCUGAGAAGCGCGUGGAUAACUGGAACGACGUAGACUAG